AUGGCUGAAGCUGAUAUUGCACUGAUUGGAUUGGCCGUCAUGGGCCAGAACUUAAUUUUGAACAUGAAUGAUCACGGCUUUGUGGUCUGUGCUUUUAACAGGACAGUCUCCAAAGUCGAUGAUUUCUUGGCCAAUGAGGCAAAGGGAACAAAAGUGGUUGGUGCUCACUCCUUGAAGGAGAUGGUCUCCAAGCUCAAGACACCUCGGAGGAUCAUACUUCUCGUGAAGGCGGGUCAAGCUGUUGACGAUUUCAUUGAAAAACUGGUGCCGUUGUUAGCUGCUGGUGACAUCAUCAUUGAUGGAGGGAAUUCUGAAUACAGGGAUACCACAAGAAGAUGUCGGGAUCUCAAAGCCAAGGGAAUCUUGUUUGUGGGGAGUGGAGUUAGUGGUGGAGAGGAUGGGGCCCGCUACGGCCCAUCACUCAUGCCUGGAGGGAACAAAGAAGCUUGGCCCCACAUCAAGACAAUCUUCCAAGGCAUUGCUGCAAAAGUGGGAACUGGAGAACCCUGCUGUGACUGGGUGGGAGAUGAGGGAGCUGGACACUUUGUGAAGAUGGUUCACAAUGGGAUCGAGUAUGGUGACAUGCAGCUCAUCUGUGAGGCUUAUCACCUGAUGAAAGACGUUCUGGCCAUGGAACAUGACGAGAUGGCAAAGGCAUUUGAGGAGUGGAAUAAGACAGAACUAGACUCCUUCCUGAUUGAAAUCACAGCCAAUAUCCUCAAGUUCCAAGAUACAGAUGGCAAACACCUGCUGCCGAAGAUCAGGGACAGUGCAGGGCAGAAGGGCACCGGGAAGUGGACAGCUAUCUCCGCCCUGGAGUACGGCGUUCCUGUCACCCUCAUUGGAGAGGCUGUCUUUGCUCGAUGCUUGUCAUCACUGAAGGAUGAGAGGAUACAAGCUAGCAAAAAGCUGACGGGUCCUCCAAAGGCCAAGUUUGGAGGAGAUAAGAAAGCAUUCCUGGAGGACAUUCGGAAGGCCCUCUAUGCUUCCAAGAUCAUCUCUUACGCUCAAGGCUUCAUGCUGCUACGACAGGCAGCCACUGAAUUUGGCUGGACCCUCAACUAUGGUGGCAUUGCGCUGAUGUGGAGAGGCGGCUGCAUCAUCAGAAGUGUAUUCCUGGGGAAGAUAAAGGAUGCAUUCGAUAGAAACCCAGACCUUCAGAAUCUACUGCUCGAUGAUUUCUUUAAGUCUGCUGUUGAAAACUGCCAGGACUCCUGGCGGCGGGCCAUCAGCACAGGCGUCCAGAUGGGCAUCCCCAUGCCCUGCUUCACCACUGCGCUUUCCUUCUACGACGGGUACAGACAUGAGCUGCUGCCGGCCAACCUAAUUCAGGCUCAGCGGGACUACUUUGGGGCUCACACCUAUGAACUCUUAGCCAAACCGGGACAGUUCAUUCACACUAAUUGGACAGGCCAUGGUGGCAACGUGUCGUCCUCUUCAUACAAUGCCUAACUAGACCGCAGCUGUUGUCCACCACAACUCCACAGCCAGGACAUUCCACCUGCCCACAACACUGCUUCCAUGGCCCCUUGCCCUACUUUCUGCUCAGAUUUUAUAAAACAAAGUGUCGUAAGAGACUCCUGAACAAUCGUAGACAGUUCAUCUGUAAGUAGUUCUGUGAGAACUGUCUUGCCCUUUGCCCUUGCCUCUUGGGACUGUCCAGGAACUGACCACGUGCAGGAUGGUGGGAAGCAGCUGUCUGCCGCGUGCCCUGUGUGGAGG
Elephantulus edwardii (Cape elephant shrew) is the source of this 1722-nucleotide messenger RNA. RefSeq names its product phosphogluconate dehydrogenase (gene PGD). Gene Ontology annotation, biological process: pentose-phosphate shunt, oxidative branch; pentose-phosphate shunt. Gene Ontology annotation, molecular function: phosphogluconate dehydrogenase (decarboxylating) activity; NADP binding. The transcript has 13 exons. Bases 1 to 1452 code for a protein of 483 amino acids. Gene Ontology annotation, cellular component: cytosol. The record is from RefSeq and is a predicted model, not a curated record. NCBI's taxonomy places the organism in Eukaryota, Metazoa, Chordata, Mammalia, Macroscelidea, Macroscelididae.